AUGAGGAAAUCUAUUUUAUCCGCUCUCAUUAUUGUGGGAGUCAUAUCAUCUGCUCAAGCUGUUGGACGUCUCGGAGAGGGAUGCUAAACCAACCCAGACUGUGUAAGCGAAUGCUGCUGGUUCGGAACUUGCAGAGCUGCAAGUGUAAAUUGCAAUCCUGAAACUCAAUAAGCUCUCAUGUCAUUUUCCUCCAGAUUUAGGGAUUCAUAAGCCUUCAUUGAUAUGACACCAGCUGAAAUCAACAGAAUGAGCUUGAAAUUAGAGUAAUUUAAGAUCGAGAAAAAAUUAUAUAACACUCUUGUGCUAUAAUAGGCUGGCAGUGAAACUACUGCCACUGAUGGCACAGCUGCAAAUACAUAAACUUAAACUUCUUCUGGUGAGACAGCUUCAUCAACUGAUAAUUCUGGUCAAUCAACAAGUACUGAUUCCUCAACCACAGGUACUUAAGCUGAAAAUUAGCCAACAGGAAAUACUUAAACAACUCCAAAUACUCAAACUGAUACUGCAUCAACAACUGAAAAUGGCUCCGGGACUGCAACCACUUAAGAUACUUCAUAAAAUACAGCAGCAUAAUCAACCAGUGACACUAACACUCCCACUACAACUGGAUCGACAUCCACAUAAGAUUCAACCUAAAGCACCUCUACUGAUAAGGCUUAGGCAUCAGGUUCAGAUAGUACUACUGUUUCUUAAGACUCAACCUAAACUGCCCCUAAUCCUUCAACCUCAGCAACUUCUGAUAGUAGCUCUGCAGCAACAAAUACUGAGAGUCCCAAUUCAGCAACUACUACUGAGAGUACUACUCCUUAAACUAAUACAGACAAUGCUAACUCAGCAGCUACUAGUGACAAUACUUCUGCUUCAGCAAAUACUGUAUCAGAUUCAUCUACAACAAGUGAUGCAUCAACUAAUUCAGCAGACAAUACUAAAGCCAACACUGGAACUUAAGAUAGCUAGACCACUACUCAAAAUACUCAAGCAAAUGCAAAUCCAUCAGCAACUACUUAGGAUACAUAAUCAUAAUAAAACACUAUUUCAACUAAUGAUUAACAAGCAGCUAGCUCUUCAAGCACAACUCCUCAAACAUCCAGCAAUGAUCAAACUACAUCAACCAGUCCAGUCAAUAGUGAAAAUUCUAAUACAAAUACUGGAACUGAAAAUACUUCUCAAACUGAUGCAAGUAGCAAUACUCAAGCUAGUAAUAGUAGCAAUACUCCAAUUGAAAAUACAAGCUCUUAAUCUACUGACUCUAAUGCUAACAGCUAAGCUAGCGAAUCUAAAAGUGAAUAAUCAGCAGGGGAAACCACUAAUACUAAUACUUAAGCUUAAACUACUGGAUCAGAAUCGACCAAUACUUCCUCUGAAAAAUCUGGUUCAACUUCAGAUGGCACUACAAACGAGUCAAAUACUAUUAACUCUGCUUCAAACUCUAAUUCUUCGCCAACAACAACAGCAGACAAUACUAAGACAGAUUCAUCAUCAAUCUCUGGGUCUGAUUCAUCAAAGCCAGCUGAUGAGCAAUCUCAAACUGCAGGUACCUCAAAUACUGGCUCAUCAACUAAGAUUGAAACUGAUUCUACUAAAACAUCGGAAGAUACCCAGACAAAAACAAAUGAACCUACUGAGUCGCAAGAUGCCACAAGCUCAAAACAAAGUUCAACUUAAAACAGUGAGAAUACUGCAAAUGCAAAUCAUGAAGCAAACAAUUCAGGUAAUGAAGUAAAAGGUGAGGAAAAUAAAGCAACUGAAUAAAACUCUUAAACUAAGAAUGAAACUGCCUCAAAUGAAAGUACUGUUUCUAAUGACAACACUUAAACAAGCACUUCUUAACAAGAAUAGCCAAAGGUAGAAGAUUCUAAAAUUACUCAAAAUGACAGUAAAUCAUAAGAUCAAUCUUCUUCAGGUUCAAUUGAACCUAAGGCAAAUGCAGAUGGUAAAUUUCUUGGAGAUUAGUCUAAUAAAAAUGAGAAUACUGAGAAAACCGAUUCAAAUACCAAGGAUAAAACCACUCCUUAAACUACCUCAGAUUCUGAUUCUUCUACUAAGGAAGAGAAUAAAGAGGGUCUUAAGUGGUACGUUUGGUUCGUGAUUCUUCUUGGUUCAGGACUCACUAUUGCUGUAGGUUAUGUUCUAGGCAAAAGAUGCAUUAUGCGUAGUAGUCAAGAUGGCUAUUAACAAGCUUGA
Messenger RNA from Stylonychia lemnae, 2184 nucleotides. Lineage: Eukaryota; Ciliophora; Spirotrichea; Sporadotrichida; Oxytrichidae. The record is from the annotation of a GenBank genome assembly.